Molecule: messenger RNA, 2210 nt
Organism: Aspergillus steynii IBT 23096
Lineage: Eukaryota; Fungi; Ascomycota; Eurotiomycetes; Eurotiales; Aspergillaceae
Product: Zn(II)2Cys6 transcription factor
Exons: 4
Coding region: 14-2089 (691 amino acids)
Biological process (GO): regulation of DNA-templated transcription
Cellular component (GO): nucleus
Molecular function (GO): DNA-binding transcription factor activity, RNA polymerase II-specific; zinc ion binding; transcription cis-regulatory region binding
Source: RefSeq, a predicted model, not a curated record
CCUAAAUUCCGCGAUGGAGCGCCACGAGCGAACUCCCAUCUUUCUGCGUCCCGAUCAUCCGCCCGCCCGACUGUUUAAAGCAUGUCGUCGCUGUCGCAAGCAGAAGAUGCGCUGCGACGCUCGCCAGCAAAUCCCCUGUUCGCGCUGUAAAUCCGCCGGCCACGAUUGCCUGGUGGAUCCCAUCCAGCGCGGGCGUUCGCAGCGAGACGACCACCGACGAUACGGACGCGAUCGAGAUCCUCUCUCGCCCGGUAGCUCUCGUCUCUCCCCCGAAGCAGGCGAGAGCUCCCUGCUGGAAUCGCCGCCGUCCCGCUCGCGUCGCAACAGCCGCCACGGCCUCGAAAUCCAGCAGUUCAGCCCCCAGGAGAUGAUCGCGCCGCAGUCCGCCAUGCACUCCAUCUCCGUGAACCUGGGCGGAUCGACGGACGAGAUCUUCGUCGGCGAGCCCUCGUCCGGGCCCGGCGACCCAGCCAGCGACGUGAUCGCGCGCGGGAUCCUGCCCGAAGAGCAGGCCCGCGGCAUCUACGAGCGCUUCGUCACGGGCAGCAAGAACUUCCUGCCCCUGUUCGACCCCAUUCGCGACACCUUCGACUCCAUCCGCAGCCGCUCGCUGUUCUGCUUCUCCGUCAUCCUGUACCUGGCCAGUCGGGCGGUUCCGGAGCUGCGCGGCGACGGACACCUGCAGCGCGUGCUGCAGGACGAGGCGCAGCGUCUGGCCGAGGAUAGUUUCUUCGAGCGCCCGACGAAGCUGGAGACCGUGCAGGGCAUGAUCCUGCUGGCGGCGUAUUCGGAGAAGACGUGGUUUUCGACGGCGCUGAUUCUGCGCACGGCGCUGGACUCCGGGCUCGAGAAGUCGUUGGAUACGUUGCUGGCGCAGACGGAGACACCCCGCAGCUAUAUCGCGGCGUCGUUGGAGGAUCGGAAGUUGGUCUGGCAGACGCGGACGUGGUUGAUUAGUUUCACGCUGGAGUUGGAUGUGGCGUCGGGGACGGGCAGGAAGUCGCGCCUGAGCGAGGUCGAUGUGGUGAAGUUGAGGCGGUUCUUGGAGUAUCCGCUCUCGCUGCCGAGUGAUAUGCGUAAUGUCUGUAUCAUCGAGUUGCAUCAGUUGAGGGCGCGCUCGCGACAAAUCAUUGAGAGCUCGUCGGCGGCGGAGCUGACGGGCGUGGAGUUGCCGGCUGUGAUGACGCGGUUGCAGAAUUGGUGGACGUCGUGGGAUGAGAUUCAUGAUCAUAAUGGCUUCCAUGCCGGCGCCUUCCAGCGCUGCAGUCUCAAAAUGAUGCUGAACUACGCCAAAAUCUACGUGCUCUGCGCCACCAUCGCGCGCAUCCAGAAACUCGACCCCGAUGCAUCCGAGCCAGAGUCCGACAUCGUCCAGGGCCUAUGGAAAUCCCUCGUCGAGGUGAUCAUGAACCAGCUGGCCUUGCUCGUCACCGAGACCGCCUACCGCUGCCAACUGACCUGGGCGCCGACCUACCCGGCCCUAACCAUUGCUUUUGUCACUACCUUCGCCGUGCGCAUCGCACGCUGGCGUCCCGCCCUCAUCGACCAAACCCUGCUCCUGCACCGCGUGCAGCAAAUCAGCGACUUCAUCAAACUCCCGCCCUACCCGGACAUCCACCGCACGGUGUCGAUUUUCGUGCGCUACGCCGGCGCUUUGACUGCCAACCGCGGAUCCUGCCACACCGCUGGCCCACCAUCCUCGUCACAGCCCGACAGACCACACGCUCCUGCCCAUGGUCAUUCCCAGGGCCCGACCCACGCCAGGACCAGCGCCAGCACGCGAUACGAGCCCAGCAUGCUCGAGACCCACGAUCCCGGCGCCAACGCCAACCUGUCAGGCGCUGCGUCGGAGGAUACCGCCGUGUCUGCAGGCGGGACAGGGACCGGGACAGGAAACGGGCAGGCGGCGACGAAUGGGGCCGCGAGUGCCGGGGCCGGGGCCGGGGGGAGCAGUGGGACCGGGGCGCCGAUCAUGAGCAUGGAAGUGCCCAACUGGACGCUGUCGACGCCGAUUGCGGACUCGUUUGGGUUGUUCGAGGAGGGCCAGGCGGACGUGUUUGAUUUUUUACCUGCCAUGGCGGGUAUGUAGUCAUUAUCUUCAGUCGUUCAGUCAGUAGUAGGGCAGAGCAUCGGGUGUGAAUAGCUGCAUGUAAAUAGUUAGAUAUAUCAAUCGAUCGAUAGAUAGCAAUUGAAUCUCCCAUACACAAUCC